AUGUCGACACGGCAGGGCCGUCGAGGGUCCGUGGCGUAUCAUUCAGGCAAUGUCUUCACGGCCGAGAGGGAUGCAAGCCGAGCUGAGGCUUUCAUCGUCUCCGAAGAUGGUACUUUUUCAGCGGUAGGGAGCAAUAGCGAGAUCCUGGACAUCGCUCGACGCGAGCAGCUUCCUACCUUUGACCUGCACAGUCGAUUUGUCAUGCCGGGGAUCCACGACGCUCAUGUCCAUAUCCUUCUGGGAAGUUUCGCCUCUUCAUCAUACCUGCAGCCGGGCGAGGACGCGACCAUGUCGAAUAUUGGUGCAAGGCUCAAGUCACCUGAAUGCGCCUGCGAGCAUGCGCAUGUCUUUGGCGACUGGAUCGUGGGAUCCCUCUACCGUAUCGACGAUUUCGACAGAGAAGCUCUGGACAGAGACUACCCCGACACGCCGGUGCUGAUACGUGGAGGCGCGGGGCACGCCAUGUUCAUGAACACUGCCGCCCUAAGGCGGUCAGGGUAUGGCUUGACAGAGCCAGAUGCGCCGCACGAACAGUACUUUCGACGCCCAGACGGAUCCCUGACAGGCGAAAUGACGGAGCUGGCAAUGACGAAGGCUGCGUUGGCGUUCCCAAAGCCCGAAAUGUCUCACGUAAAACGAAGCAUCCUAGAGGGCAUAGGCCGGCUCCACUCGGUGGGAGUGACAAGUUUCCAGGAAGCAGCCUCCAACACGACCAUACUGACAGCACUUCGCGAGCUUGACGCGACCGGGGAGUUGAAGAUGGACGUGCAAACGCAUAUUGUGUACAAGCCAGAACAUCUAGCAGAGGAAAGCUUCAAGACGCUGCACAAAACGCUCGAUGACGCAGCCACCUUUCAGUCAGCACAUGUGCAGACAAGCUUUGUAAAGUUCAUGUUGGAUGGCGUCCCCCUGCACCCUUAUUAUACACAGGCCGGCCUCACUGACUCUGGAGAGAUCGACGAGAGCAAGAUCCAAAUUGACGAUCUGGCGGAAGCCGUCGCCAAGCUCGACGCAAGAGGGAUGACCUGCAAGAUCCAUUGCACUGGACAUGGCAGUACGCGUCGGGCGCUGGAUGUGUACGAAGCUGUCAGAAAGAGUAACAAAGCUGGGCCAAGGCACGAGAUUGCACACUGCAGUGGAGUUCACGAUGAUGAUUACCCUCGCUUCAAGCAGCUGAACGUAACCGCUGAGAUGUCGCCAUCAAUGUUCUUCGUCCAUCCCGUCACCAGCAUGAGUAAUGGACUGAUGGACUGGAAUUUCCCUAAGAUGCUGCAACAUGGAGCUCAUCUCACCAUUGGAAGUGACUGGGCUUUCCAAGAUCCUGCGAUCCUUCCAUCUUGCGCCCUCAUACUUGACAGCGUUGCUUCUGCUCUACCCGAUGCACCUGAUGCAAAAAGUAAGGCCGCUGAAGUGAUCUGCAGGAUUCUCACGGCAGCUGGAGCUACAGCUGUCGGGCGAGAAAGCACUACUGGAACUAUUGCCGUCGGCAAAAAGGCCGACUUCAUCCUUGUCGACCGUGACUUGGGCAAAGGUGACUUCGAGGGAGCCCAGGUCCUAGGGACUUGGUUUGAAGGAGAGAGGGUUUUCGAUGCCAAACAGUCGCAUAAAUAG
Messenger RNA from Cladophialophora yegresii CBS 114405, 1611 nucleotides. RefSeq lists its product as uncharacterized. Gene Ontology annotation, molecular function: hydrolase activity, acting on carbon-nitrogen (but not peptide) bonds. Bases 1 to 1611 code for a protein of 536 amino acids. Lineage: Eukaryota; Fungi; Ascomycota; Eurotiomycetes; Chaetothyriales; Herpotrichiellaceae. The record is from RefSeq and is a predicted model, not a curated record. The transcript is spliced from 3 exons.